GUUCUCUGGCUAGUCCUUUAUUGGCUUCAACAACGAAACUAGCAUUACCCACUCACCAAGCCAUGACAAAUGACACAAGUAGGUUGCCAUAGGUCCAAAUCUAGCCGGAUCUACGCCGAUUACAAUCCAGUUUGCUCUCUAGUUUUGCUGGGUAAAAGGAACGAGGAAGAUCAGAUCCAGCUACUUGUCAUCAGCAACAAGCUUGUAUACUCCCGAUCAUGCCAAUGACUCCAUGACAGUUCAGAAUCUCUACGAUCAAGCUACAAUGACAACAACACCAGCUGCGCCAUGAUGUCUCUUCUUUUUCUUUUUUCGAGAAGAUUCUUCUGCUGGUUUCAGAUCCAAAAGUGCACAAGGAGGUUACCAAGAUCAAUCAGAUCUAAGCUAUAACAAGUGGUCAUUCUGAUAAUACUGAGGAGAGCAUACAACUAGGCCACCACCCAACACUGAGACAUUAGCAAUUCUCAAAGUAAUGGCGGAGAUUGUGAUUCUUCUAGCCAUUAGAAAGAUCGGAAUUGCCUUGGCAAAGGGAGCGGCAGACCAGGCCAGCGUGCAGUUUUCAAAGUAUGGCACACAAGUACUAGAACUACAGGGCAGCAUGGGUCGUGUUGCUAGUGAGUUUCGUGUAAUUCAUGAUGUUCUCUGUCAAAUGGACAUUCGAAACCGCAACAAUCAAGUAUAUGAGGGCUGGUUGGAAGAGGUACAGAAAGUAGCACAUGUGAUGGAGGACAUGGUGGAUGAGUACUUGUAUCUAGUUGGUCAAGAACAUGAUAUAGGUUGUUGCUUUUUCCUGAAGAAAGGGGUUAAAAAGCCAAGAUCUCUGUUUUCCUUCAACCGGCUAGCUUUCAAGGUGAAGGAAACAGAGAAACACCUCACCCACCUGUCAGAGAUAAAAAACCGAUGGGUUACCCUGAUAAAGAAUGGGGAUACUAACAGCUCAAAUUACAUUGUCAAGAGAUCCCAAGAUCUAGCAAAUAUUUCACGCUCUCUUGAUGAAGAAGAUCUAGUGGGGGUGGAUGAAAACAGAGAAAAACUUGAGCAGUGGUUGGAAGGUGGUGAUUUGGAACGGUCUGUGAUAGCUUUGCUUGGAAUGGGAGGUCUUGGUAAAACUGCUUUAGCUGCAAAUGUUUACAAGAAGAAGAGGGAGGAAUUCCAAUGUCACGCUUGGGUCUCCAUAUCUCAAACUUAUUCUAGAGAACAUGUCUUGAGGAAUAUAAUCGAGGAAGUUUGUAAAGAUAAUGUUAGUGUUCUGUCUAGCACUGUGGCUAUGGACAUUGUGCGCCUUGAAGAUACACUGAAGGAAUUUCUGGAGCAGCGGAAGUAUUUGAUCAUCUUAGAUGAUGUUUGGACUCCAGAAGCAUUUGAUGAUUUGUCUAGGGUGCUUACUCAUAAUUAUAAGGGCAGUAGAUUGAUCAUCACAACAAGGGAAGGUGAUGUUGCUGCGCAUGCCUCUCCUCGACAGACCAUAAAAAUGGAAGUUUUACCGGAAGACAAGGCAUGGGAACUAUUUUGUAAGAAAGCCUUUCCAAGAGAAACAAAUCAUGAAUGUCCUACAGAAUUGAAGCCAUUGUCCAAGGAAAUUGUUAGCAAGUGCAAAGGCUUGCCUCUUGCUAUUGUGUCAGUUGGUAGCCUCUUGUCUGUGUGUGAGAGAACGGUGGAAGAAUUGAGAAGAGUAAAUAACCAACUGAGUUGGGAGAUAAAUAAUAAUCCGAGGCUUGAUCACAUAAGGAAUGUUUUGCAUCUGAGCUUCAUGUACCUUCCAACACAGUUGAAAAGUUGUUUAUUGUAUUGCAGCCUAUUUUCAGAAGAUUAUAUUUUCCGAAGGAAACAAAUUAUGCGGUUAUGGACAGCAGAGGGGUUCGUCAAGGAGAGGGGUAGAAACACAUUAGAAGAAGUUGCAGAAGGCUAUCUAAAGGAGCUGGUUGACAGAAAUAUGCUACAACUUGUUGAGAGGAACUCAUUUGGUAGGAUGAAGACAUUCAGAAUGCACGAUAUCUUACGUGAGUUGGCAUUGGACUUGUGCCAGAAGAACUAUUUUGGUGUUACUUAUGAUGGUGAAUGUGAGGAGUCUCUUCAGGAUGUACGGCGAUUGAUACUCCAGAAACUAAAGAAGGAUAACCAUCAGCCAAUUUCUGGUAUACACCAACUGCGUACAGUCAUUACACUGGGCAAUAGUAUGCCAUCAACCACUAUACCUUUGCUAUGUAAGGAGUCAAGAUAUUUGACAGUGCUAGAAUUAAGUGGUCUACCUGUCGAGAAGAUUCCAGAUGCUAUUGGAGAUCUUUUUAAUCUCCGCCAUUUGGGUUUACGUGGUUCGAAUGUGAAGAUGCUCCCAAAGUCUUUAGAGAAGCUUUCUAAUUUGUUGACACUGGACCUUUGUAGAUCUGAUACACAUGAGCUGCCUAGUGGGAUUGUGAAACUGAAGAAGCUCAGGCACUUAUUUGUUGAGAGAGUAAUAGAUCCGACCUGGAGAGAGCUUACAUGUCGCGGUGGUGUAUGUAUCCCCAAUGGUCUUGGAAAUCUAAAGAAUCUGCAGACAUUGCAAGCAUUGGAAGCACAAGAUGAGUCUCUUAUGCAUUUAGGGGACCUGAGGCAAAUGAGAAGCUUGAGGUUAUGGAAUGUGAAGGGAAUCUACUGCGAACGCAUCAGUGAGUCUCUAGUUCAGAUGCAGUAUUUGUCCUGCCUAUGUGUGGGUGCAAGGGAUGAGAAUGAGGUUCUCAUGUUGAAUGUCCACCUGCCGAACGUGCAAAAGCUAAGUUUGAGAGGGCGACUAGCGGAAGGGGCGUUGGAUGAGUCUCCUCUCUUCCAAGCCGUUGGGGGGCAGAACUUGUAUCAAUUGUCUCUAUACUGGUCACAUCUGAGAGAAGACCCCCUGCCAUCCCUUUCUCGGUUGUCAAACUUGACGCUUCUACGUCUCACGAGAGCAUACAAUGGAGAGCAGCUGGCAUUUCUCACGGGGUGGUUCCCCAAGCUAAAGGUUCUCUCUCUAAGAGACCUGCCUAAUCUGAGUCGUCUAGAGAUACAACAAGGUGCCAUGGUGAGCCUGGAAAGAUUAAUCUUAACCAACCUCAGCAGCAUGACGGAGGUCUCAUCUGGCAUUGAGUUCCUCCUGCCCCUCCAAUAUCUAGGCUUCCUGGAAAUCACCAAUGACUUCUUGACGGUGCUGUACCAAUGUUUUGUACUUGAAGUGCAGAAGUGGCAUUAUUCUCUCCGAGACUGACCGCCAUGCACACUGGCCAGGAAAUGUGUAGGUCGCCGGCCGGAAGGGGGAUGCUUCAUUGUUUGGGCCGCAUGUAUUCAAUUCAGUGAGUGAAGGGGGUCAAUGCAUCCGAAGGUGCAUUAUAUUCGUGUUGCUGCUGUGCUUUUAUGAGGCGUGCUACUGCUACUGCUGCGGCCGUGUGCUUCUAUUUAAUAAAAACAAUGCUUACUGUACGACUUUGAGCGAGCUGUAUUUCCAUAUUCAGACUUGUUUUUGUGUUGUUUGUUUCUCGAAUUAAGGAGCUCUGUGCUCCCUAUGCUUAUUUCA
This is a messenger RNA of Triticum dicoccoides, 3526 nucleotides long. RefSeq names its product disease resistance protein RPM1-like. Bases 473 to 3220 code for a protein of 915 amino acids. The record is from RefSeq and is a predicted model, not a curated record. Gene Ontology annotation, molecular function: ADP binding. The transcript is spliced from 4 exons. Gene Ontology annotation, biological process: defense response to other organism. NCBI's taxonomy places the organism in Eukaryota, Viridiplantae, Streptophyta, Magnoliopsida, Poales, Poaceae.